Trichoplax adhaerens is the source of this 2850-nucleotide messenger RNA. RefSeq lists its product as uncharacterized. Lineage: Eukaryota; Metazoa; Placozoa; Uniplacotomia; Trichoplacea; Trichoplacidae. The coding region runs from base 1 to 2850 and encodes 949 amino acids. The record is from RefSeq and is a predicted model, not a curated record. The transcript has 11 exons.
AUGGCCCGAUUUUAUAUUAUAUUGGCAGUAUUACUAAGCUGUGGACUCCAUCAUGCUUUGGGCUCUGCUCGAUUGAUCAAUAAUGGAUAUGAAGAUGUUGUUAUUGCUAUUAGCAAUUCAGUAAGCGAGAGGCAAUUUCCUAAUUUAUUAGAUCAAAUUCAACGUAUAUUUACUGAAUCAUCAUCGAGGUUAUAUACGGCAUUUCGACGUCGAGCUUACUUUCGAUAUAUUACAAUUGUAAUUCCACGCUCGUGGGAAGAUAAUGCCAAGUAUGAGCCAGCGACCAAACAAUCUUUCCAUACCGCUGAUUUUCGAAUUGAUCAUGAUACAGUAAGUAUUAAUGGAAAAUGUUCCGGUAGAGCCUUAGUUAGAACUAUUGGUGGUUAUCAAUGCGGAAAAUCGAAUGACUAUAUUGAAAUGACACCGAAUAGUUUUUGUCCAAGCAAUGGAGCUUUUCCUUUUCUCGGUAAAAAUAUCGUUCGUCAAUGGGCUCGCUAUCGUUAUGGAAUCUACGAUGAAGAAAGUAAAGGGUCUAAAUUAUUAUAUCGAGAUCAUGAAGAAAAUCGAUUCAAACCAAUUCAAUGUUCUAGAUCAUUAAAGGUUCAUAUUGUAGACAUGUAUAACAAAACAUGCAGCUACAACCCAGUGUCUGGCUCUGGUCUUAAAGUUGGGUGCCGUAUCGUCGUUGCUCGUUCAAGUCUAGCUGCUGGAUCUAUCAUGUAUGAGUAUCGAGUUGAUGGAAUCGAACAUUUUUGUGAUGAUGGAGGAAAAGAUGCAGCAAACGCUAGAACUCGCCAUAACCCGAUCCCCUCAACUUAUCAAAAUAUUUAUUGCGAUAGCAAAAGCGUUUGGACAGUUAUUAAACGUCAUCCAGAUUUUGUUAAUGAUAAAAAUCCCCCAGCCAAUAUUAGAUCUACCAUACCCAAAUUUCGAUUUGUUAAAUCAGAGCCAUUGCGUAUUGCUAUGGUAUUGGAUAAAUCGGGUAGCAUGAGCGGAAGAAAUAUGCAGCUAUUAUCACAAGCAGCUAUAAAUGUUAUUGCACAAUCAAGAAAUUUUGAUGGAAAAUUAGGGAUCGUAACAUUUAGCACGAAUGCGACAGUUACUUGCCCACUUACGGCCGGCGAAAGUGAUCAAGAAAAAAAUAAAUUAAUAAACUGUUUACCAUCAGAGGCUGAAGGGGAAACUAGCAUUGGCAGCGGUAUUCUUAAAGGCAUUGAGCUUUUACGUAAAUCAAAGGAUGGACGAAAACCUAGCGGUGGCCAUUUAAUAGUUAUGAGUGAUGGACAAGAAAAUUAUCGACCUUAUAUUGAAAAUAUAAUGACCAAUAUUACUGAAAAUGAAAUCGUUAUAACCAGCAUAUCACUGGGACAACAUGCUUCAGAAAACCUAGAAGACUUAUCUAAAUUGACCGGCGGAUUAUCCUAUUUCGCAUCUACUAAUAGCACUUUGACAUUAAUCAACGCAUUUACGACAAUUGUUAGUAAUUUAGUUGGACCGGAUAAUAUUAAAUACACAACACCAAUUCAGAUAUAUAGUGAAGAAGUCAUUGCAAGACCUGGUAAAUCAUAUCGAGAUUCUGCACUACUGGAUCGAUCGAUUGGAGAUAACGCACAGUUUACUUUUACCUGGGAAUUGCGCCAGAUCAACGUUAUUUUAACCUCUCCAUUAGGGAUUAAUUAUACUUCUACUUCACCAGAAUAUACUGUAUACAAACAGCAAAAAUUAAUCAGAAUUACAAUAGCUAAAGCCCAGUCCGGUAGAUGGAAGUACACUAUUGAAGAUAAGUUAUCAAGGCAAAUGCGAGACUUGAGAGCUAUUGAUCAAUCUCAAAGCGUUAGUGUUACGGUAUCAGCAUUGUCUAAAGCUCAAAGUAGUAAUAAUGAAUCCAUUGCUGCUAAAGGAGUGGUUACCAUUGAAGUUAAACUUAACAAAGAGAAAAUUCAAUAUCCAGAUGUACCUAUCGUUUAUGUUGAAGUUAAACUUGGUCAUUUAGCAGUAUUAAAUUGCUCUGCGGUUGUGAAAGUAACUGUACCUAAUCAGUCUAAAAAUUACAUCCUCCGCGUUCGAGAUGAUGGUGCCGGUGCGGAUAUUACCGCAAAUGAUGGAAUCUAUUCUGCUUAUAUGACGAAGCUUGAUGGCAAUGGACGUUAUGCUUUGCUUGGAAUGGUAAACGCAAAUGCAAAUCAAUCCUAUAUCGAUACAAAUUAUAAUUUCGGUGCUAGGAAUACGAUAGAUAAUCAAGCAGAUAUUAAGAAUUCAUCCUCAGCUAGGCAGAUCGAAUAUGUAUAUGCAUUUUCUAGAGUGAAAUCAGGCCCUUUAUUGGAAGUUUCACAUUAUUCGUUAGGUACGGAUCAAUUGCCGCCGGCUCGUAUACAUGAUCUUCUUGCAAUCGAGACGAUAUCUAAGAAUAAAAGUGUAAUAUUGAAAUGGACUGCAACAGGCAAUGACUUAGAUCAAGGCACAGCUGAAGGCUAUGAAAUUCGGUAUGCUAGUACAAGCUUGGAGCUGGAGCAAUUCAGAAACAAUUUUGCAACUGGCCAAAUUGCAUCAUUUCAGUCUUUAUUAGCAACGCCUAAUGCAACUAAUGUAACGAAACCUAAACCAGCUGGUUCAACUGAAGAGAUGAUAGUUGCUUUAGAUGAAGUUAAAUAUGGGAGAACUUACAUGAUUGGUUUAAUAGCAUAUGACAAGAGUUUGCAAUCAAAAGUAUCUAAUUACGUGUACGGAGUAUUUCAACACGUGUUUCAACCCUUCCAAUUUCAAAUUAAAAUCGAGCAUCAUCAUCUUGGAAUCUUGAAAAUAAGUUGGAAAACAGCAUGUAGCAGCUGUACUAAUAGUAUUGGUAAAUAA